UUUUGUUCCCACUCUCGCAAGAACAACCGCUAUCCUCUCUUUUUCUUUUUCAACUUCUUCUCUCCUCACUGAUUUCUUUCUCUAUAUAUAUAUCUGUGUGUUCUUCAGGGUGAUACUAUCAAAUUGCUAUGUGUUAAGAGAUAAUGGCGAAUCUCUUGGUCUACUCACACCUGCCACUGAAAUUCACCUACUCUUCGGUAAACUUUGCCUCUCGGAGCUCCCGAAAUGGAGUCCUUGUAGCGGCCGGAGUUUCGGCGCCGGAGGGAAAGACGAGGAGGAGGAGGAAGAAGCAGCCGCAGCCCAAUAAAGACGACUCCGCCAUGGCCACUGUGUCAAGCGCCGAGAAGGGGCUGAGAUUGGUGUUCAUGGAGGAGCUGAUGCAUCGUGCUCGGAAUCGCGACGUUGCCGGAGUCUCCGAGGUCGUUUACGACAUGAUUGCAGCCGGGCUUAGCCCUGGACCUCGCUCUUUUCAUGGAUUGAUUGUCACCCAUGUCCUCACUCGGGAUGCCGAGGGCGCUAUGCAUGCACUGAAGAGGGAGUUGAGUGAGGGCCUUAGGCCUCUUCAUGAAACGUUUAUUGCGUUGAUCCGUUUGUUUGGUUCCAAAGGCAGUGCCACCAGGGGCUUGGAAAUCCUUGCAGCAAUGGAGAAGCUAAAUUUUGACAUCCGCCAAGCUUGGCUGGUUCUUGUUGAGGAGCUUGUUAGAACCAAUCAUCUGGAAGAUGCCAACAACGUGUUUCUAAAGGGUGCCAAGGGAGGUCUGAGAGCUACUGAUGAGCUUUAUGAUCUUUUAAUUGAGGAAGACUGUAAAGUCGGGGAUCAUUCAAAUGCAUUAACCAUAGCCUAUGAAAUGGAAGCGGCUGGGAGGAUGGCAACCACUUUUCAUUUCAAUUGUCUUCUAAGUGUGCAGGCUACUUGUGGUAUACCUGAAAUUGCAUUUGCAACAUUUGAGAACAUGGAAUAUGGAGAAGAUUAUAUGAAACCAGAUACAGAGACAUAUAAUUGGGUGAUCCAAGCGUAUACAAGAGCUGAGUCCUAUGAUAGGGUACAAGAUGUUGCUGAGUUGCUUGGCAUGAUGGUUGAAGACCACAGACGUUUGCAACCUAAUGUGAAAACCUACGCGCUGUUGGUAGAGUGCUUCACAAAGUAUUGUGUAGUACGUGAAGCUAUUCGACAUUUUCGUGCCCUUAAAAACUUUGAAGAGGGAACAAAAGUUUUACAUGAUGAGGGGAAAUUUGGGGAUCCACUUUCGUUGUACCUUCGGGCUCUAUGUCGAGAAGGAAGGGUUGUUGAGUUGCUUGAAGCUUUAGAAGCUAUGGCGAAGGACAAUCAACCAAUCCCACCCAGAGCCAUGAUCUUAAGCAGAAAAUAUCGGACACUAGUUAGCUCCUGGAUCGAACCUUUACAAGAAGAAGCUGAACUUGGAUUCGAGAUUGAUUAUAUUGCCAGGUAUGUCGCAGAGGGUGGGCUUACUGGUGAGCGCAAGCGAUGGGUGCCCCGAAGAGGAAAAACACCGUUAGAUCCGGAUGCCCUUGGAUUUAUUUAUUCCAACCCUAUGGAAACCUCCUUCAAACAAAGAUGUCUUGAGGAGUGGAAGAUCCAUCAUCGAAAGCUUUUUAAAACCUUGCGCAAUGAAGGACUUUCAGCUUUAGGGAAUGCAUCUGAAUCUGAUUAUAUCCGAGUUGAGGAGAGAUUACUGAAAAUUAUAAAAGGACCUGACCAAAAUGCUCUAAAGCCUAAGGCUGCCAGUAAGAUGAUAGUGUCUGAGCUAAAGGAAGAAUUAGAAGCGCAAGGUCUGCCUAUUGAUGGAACUAGAAAUGUGCUCUACCAGCGUGUGCAAAAAGCAAGGAGAAUAAAUCGCUCCAGAGGUCGGCCUCUUUGGGUUCCUCCUGUGGAAGAGGAAGAAGAAGAGGUUGAUGAAGAACUCGAUGAAUUAAUUUCCAGGAUCAAGCUGGAAGAAGGGAAUACUGAGUUCUGGAGAAGUCGUUUUCUUGGGGAAGGCUUAAACAAUGAUCACAGCAAACCCAUGGAUGUGCAAAACUUGGAACUUCUAGAUGUACAGGAUGAUGCUGAUGUUGAAGAUGUUGCAAAAGAGGUUGAAGAUGAUGAGGCAGAUGAAGAGGAGGAGGUGGAACAAACUGAAAUCCAAGUGGGUGAUAGGGUUAAGGAGAAGGAAGUUGAAGUUGCAAAACCUCUUCAAAUGAUUGGAGUGCAAUUAUUGAAAGAUUCCGACCAGACUGCUGCCACAUCAAGAAAAUCAAGGAGAAGGCUUUCUCGAAAAACAGUUGAGGAUGAUGCUGAUGAUGACUGGUUUCCGGAGGAUAUACAUGAGGCGCUUAAGGAGCUGAGGAAGAGGAAAGUAUUUGAUGUAUCAGAUAUAUACACAAUUGCUGAUGCAUGGGGUUGGACAUGGGAAAGAGAAAUCAAGAACAAACCUCCUCGAAGAUGGUCACAGGAAUGGGAAGUUGAGAUGGCCAUCAAAGUGAUGCUCAAGGUAAUAGAAUUGGGUGGGACACCAACUAUUGGGGAUUGUGCCAUGAUUUUGCAUGCAGCGAUAAGGGCUCCUGUCCCUACGGCUUUCUUGAAAAUUUUGCAGACAACACACAGUCUCGGUUAUGCCUUUGGGAGCCCUCUUUAUGAUGAAAUUAUUACAUUGUGUCUUGAUCUUGGGGAACUCGAUGCAGCAGUUGCUAUAGUUGCAGACUUGGAGUCGAGUGGAAUCUCAAUGCCAGACCAAACCCUAGAUAGGGUUAUUUCUGCUAGACAGAUUGGUGAUAAUAUUGUUGAUGAUGAUGCAUCAUGAUAUCCGCAAUCUCACAUCUUCACCUCGCCGUGAAAUCCAAUUCCUCUUGGAGUAACAACCAUUAGUUGGCAGAUGUUUCAAGUGAUGUUUCAAGUGUAAAGUUCUAGUGGCAGUAGAAAUAAUACAUUAAUUUUUAUUUGUUAUUUUUUUUUUUUCAUUUUCCUUUUUGGUCCACACGUACUGAUCAUUCGAAUAUUGUUGUAGAUACCCACAAAAAUUUUGAAGAAUAAAUAGCUAUAUUUCUUUCUUCAGUUCA
Molecule: messenger RNA, 3057 nt
Organism: Cornus florida
Lineage: Eukaryota; Viridiplantae; Streptophyta; Magnoliopsida; Cornales; Cornaceae
Exons: 13
Coding region: 144-2801 (885 amino acids)
Molecular function (GO): protein binding
Source: RefSeq, a predicted model, not a curated record